This is a messenger RNA of Botrytis byssoidea, 2807 nucleotides long. RefSeq lists its product as uncharacterized. Gene Ontology annotation, molecular function: flavin adenine dinucleotide binding; NADP binding; N,N-dimethylaniline monooxygenase activity. The coding region runs from base 818 to 2710 and encodes 630 amino acids. The record is from RefSeq and is a predicted model, not a curated record. The transcript has 3 exons. Lineage: Eukaryota; Fungi; Ascomycota; Leotiomycetes; Helotiales; Sclerotiniaceae.
GCUAAGGCCGAAGGUAGCCUGAUCGUUACAAAUAUUAGGGAGUCAUCGCUUCGAUAUGGAUACUUAUCGGGAAUUGUGGGCUAGAGGAAGAAACAUUCACAAGGCUCAGGUUGGCAACAACCAAAAUACAAUCUAUGGCAGAAGUUAUAUAGUCUCGAUCCUGGAUUCGAAGUUAUUAAAGGCGGAGGGGCGGGAUUUAUCUGGUAAAUAUGCUUGGGUCGGCGGGAUUGUCCUUUCAACUACCCAAACUGUGAUCUGAGCUGAAACCCGUUCAAGUGGCUCGAUCCAGAUGAUCUACCAAUGACAUACUUACACGCAAGAAUAUGCUUAAUAUGAGUUUCGCAUGAUAGCAAUACUAUCCUCGAAGUGAAUAUCACUUAUGCUUGUUCAGUAACACUUAGCUCAGGUAGCUCAGGUACCGGAGGGUUCCAGUGUGGUCGAAAGGAUACCUUUAUAAUUAUGGAAGGUUUGCCGAUGUCAUGUUGUGCGGGGUAAAUUUUCCCCAGACCCCGAGACUCCUUGAAUGUUUCAACUAUUGGCUUCUCUAAGGAGACUAAAUUCACACAAGCACGACGGCGUCAUACGAGCACAAGAGAUUUCUGUACCCGUAAACCGAAAUUACGCACGAUAAUUCUAUGUCAUACAGAUUACAAGAUCAUAUGCGUAGGAAGGUCUACCGAAGAGAGGAGUAUUCUUUGGUGAUCACAAAUGCGUUGUUAAACAUAUAAACUUACAUUCGUCACUUUGUAACUUGUAAAUAUACAUACUAUCUCACACACUCCACUAAUCUAUACUCAAACUACUGUAACACGUCAAGAUGGGAAGCAUUGAAGUUGAAAAUCCGAUACCAUCGUCCCAACGAGUCGAACCUGGCUCAUUCCAAUUGCGACUCGCCAACCUCCCUAAAUCCACGGCUGAGAAAUCCAUCGAUACUACGAAAAUUGCUUCAGAUUUCGUUGAUCGCUUUAAUCAAAAAGUCAACUCUGCUGACAUUUCAUCUCUUUCUACACUCUUCUUGGAAGAAUCAUAUUGGCGCGAUCAAUUGUGUCUUUCAUGGGACUUUCACACUUUACAUGGCCCUUCCAAAAUUCUCGAACUAUUCAAUAAAACAAAGGGCUCACGCUUAAAAUCUAUCGCACUUGAUUCAAGCUCGGAGUUCCGAUCACCAAAAUUAACGCCGCUUGAUGUUGAUGGAAAGACGAAUGUUAUUCAGGCUUUCAUAAAGGUUGAGACGGAUGUUGGUAAGGGGGCUGGAAUCGCUAGAUUAGUAAAUGAUGAUGGAACGUGGAAAGUCUUUACACUCUACACUUUCCUGGAAAACUUGAAUGGCUAUGAGGAGAGUGUAGGAAAGAAGAGGCCUUAUGGUGUAAAGCAUGGAGAAAAGACAGAGAGAGAAAAUUGGUUGGAUAGAAGAAAUCUCGAUAAAGAUUUUGGUAAUGGAAGCGAGCCGACAGUAUUGAUUCUUGGUGCUGGACAAGGUGGCUUGACAGUAGCGGCAAGACUUAAAAUGCUUGGUGUUACAUCACUCAUGGUUGAUCGAGAGGAGCGAAUCGGUGAUAAUUGGAGAACAAGAUAUCAUCAAUUGGUCCUUCAUGAUCCUGUUUGGUUUGAUCAUCUUCCAUAUCUACCCUUCCCUGAGAAUUGGCCAGUGUUUACUCCCAAGGAUAAAUUAGGAGAUUGGUUUGAAGCAUAUGUGAGUUUAUUAGAACUUAAUGCUUGGACUCAAACUACGAUUACCAACACUUCGUGGAGCGAUCAAACCAAGCAAUGGACGGUCACUCUAGAGAGGACCAGAAAUGGACAGAAGGAAACGAGAAUUGUUCAUCCAAAACACAUCAUACAAGCAACCGGUGCAAGUGGAGAGCCAAACUUUCCUUCUCAUCUCAAAGGAAUCGACACCUUCAAAGGUCGAGUGGUUCAUUCAUCCAAAUUCCCUGGAGCAACCGAAUCUCGUGGUCAAAAUAAAAAAGCAAUCGUGGUUGGUUGUUGUAAUUCUGGUCAUGACAUUGCUCAAGAUCUAUAUGAACAUGGUUAUGAAGUGACCAUUGUCCAAAGAUCAACUACAUAUGUCAUUAGCACAGAGACAAGUGCAGAUGCUCAAUCAAGUCUUUACGGAGAAAAUGGCAUUCCGACUUUUGAUGCCGACAUGGUCUUUCACAGUAUGCCGAAUCCGGUACUCAAGAAGUUGAAUGUUGAAGGUAGCAAGCAAGUGGCUAAGAUUGACGAGAAACUACUUCAAGGUCUCGAAAAGGCUGGAUUCAAACUUGAUAAAGGACCAGAUGGAGCAGGUCUUUGGAUCAAAUAUCUUCAGCGUGGGGGUGGCUAUUAUAUGGAUGUUGGCUGUUCUCAACUUAUCAUCGAUGGAAAAAUUAAAGUCAAGCAGGGUCAAGAAAUUACGGGACUUAGAGAGAACGGUAUGGAGUUUGCAGAUGGGUCAUUCAUCGAAGCAGACGAAAUUGUAUUCGCAACAGGAUACCUGAAUAUGAGAACACAAUGCAGGAAAAUCUUCAGAGAUGAAGUGGCGGAUAGAGUUAAGGAUGUCUGGGGAUUUGACGAAGAAGGGGAAGUCAGAACUAUCUGGAGGAAGACUGGUCAUGAAGGAUUUUGGUUUAUGGGUGGAAACUUGGCUUUGUGUAGAUGGCAGAGUAAGAGGUUGGCGUUGUUGAUUAAGGGAUUGGUGGAGGGUAUAACGAAGUAUGAUGAUAUCUGAGUUAUUUGUAGCGACGGCGACCGGAUACAUAAUGGAGUCGAUAGCUUUAAUUAAUGGAAUAUCCAAUUAUCAAACUAAUUUAGAGAUGACUUUUUCA